UAAUUAAUUAAUGACAAUUAAAUAGAAUAAUUAUUUAAUUAAUUUGUUCGUAUUUUAUAAAGAUUAAUUAAUGUUUUAAUUUAUAUCGUUAUUUAUUUAAAAUGGAAGGCGGUUUUGAUAAAAUACAAGAUAAUUUUGAUAUUAUUAUGAAUAAUAUUGCGAGGACACAAAAAAAUUUGGAGGUUUGUGUUGAAAAUUUUCCGAAGCUGUUACUAGACCCGGCGAUUGAUAGGGAAAUUGAUAAAAUAAGAUCUGGAUUUUAUGAGCUGACUAAGAAUAAUCAAUUGCUGAUUGAUACUUUGAUUAAUUCGAAACGAGAGAAUGAAGAAAAAUUAUCGCAGCUGCAAAAAAGUUACGGCGAUUUAUUUUUAAAAUACCAAAAGCAGCAGAAACAAAUAGAAGAAUGCGAGCAAGAAAUAAUAAAUUUACUUUCACAAACUGAUGAGCAAAGUAAUUAUUGUACAAAUUUAGGUGCAACAUUAUCAAGUUUGUUAUGGAAGUCAUCGAAGUAUCCGCAAUUAAUAAAUUGCUGGUUAACUGAAAAACAAGAUAGUGUAUGCAAAUUAAUAUCGAUAACCAACACAACAUUUUUGUCAUUUAUCGAUACGUUUUCUCCAAAUUUACCUCCAUUAAAAAAUGAUACCACUGAAUUUGUGAUGUCCUUACUCGGCACCAUUGCGAAUUUAACAUCAAAUGGAUUUGGGCGCCAGUUUUUAUUAAGUUUUGAAGAUGGUAAGGAAUUUAUUAAACAAUUGAUAAAAGUACUGGGAUCAUUGGCUGGCGAAACUGGCGAAUCUCUUGCUCAAGUCGUUUUGAUGAUUUUGUACAAUGUCAGCCUGAAUACUGAAGGAAGAAAGUAUUUGCUGGAGUUAAAAGUCCAGGAAUCGGUUGUUAAAUUUAUUGAUGACAAUGUAUCGCUUAAAGUACGUGAAUUAGUACUUCGUCUUGCUCAAUCAUUGACAUACGAUUUGGUGGAUUUUUAUGCGCUUGAGCAUGUGGUGGAAACUCUUCCUAUGGGAAAAAUUUCAGCUUGGGCUGGGGGUACUGAUGAUCUCGCUGUUAUUGCGCAAGGUAUUAUUGUUAAUAUUAAUAAUAGUCAAGCUAAAGCUGAUACUUGUAGUCUAGCUUCUUCUGUAUAA
This is a messenger RNA of Microplitis demolitor, 1139 nucleotides long. Its product is annotated as heat shock factor 2-binding protein. Gene Ontology annotation, cellular component: cytosol. The coding region runs from base 102 to 1139 and encodes 345 amino acids. The transcript has 5 exons. The record is from RefSeq and is a predicted model, not a curated record. Lineage: Eukaryota; Metazoa; Arthropoda; Insecta; Hymenoptera; Braconidae.